Messenger RNA from Esox lucius (northern pike), 3264 nucleotides. It is a transcript of the gene ism2b, whose product is annotated as isthmin 2b. The record is from RefSeq and is a predicted model, not a curated record. Bases 1 to 1359 code for a protein of 452 amino acids. The transcript is spliced from 6 exons. NCBI's taxonomy places the organism in Eukaryota, Metazoa, Chordata, Actinopteri, Esociformes, Esocidae.
AUGACCUCAGACUGGGGAGAAAUACUCAUCUUUCAGCUCAACAACAACAAUGAAGCAGGUGCUCAGCCACCCUCCAGUGGAGUCCAUCCUGGACCAGAGGCCCUGGAGCAACAGAACCAGCUCCAGAGCCUCCUACCCCCUGCUACCGAACACCGCCAUAAGAGAAGGUGGUCCCACGCCCAGCACCGCUCUGUAGGGGUUCUGCCCCAGCCUCAACCAGAAGAGGAGACCAAACCUUUUGUUCUGGACCUGAAGAACUUCCCUGAGCUGGCCAAUGCAGAUAUCAGCUCCCAGAACCCCAACAUUCAAGUAACCAUUGAGGUGGUGGAUGAUCCUAACCUGGAAGUGGAAUUGAAUCUUGCAAAGGACAGGGACUGGGUCCCUCCCUCCUCCCCGUCCACUGUGGACUGGCUCGGGGGCAAGAAGCUGUUCUGGCCCCUGUUCUGGGGCUACACGGACACGGACUCCAGCGAGGACGGGACGGGCCGCUCAGGGCUGGGGGAGACCGGAGAGGAGGGAGAUGAAGAUUACCCAUUAGAGUACGGUAGCGAGGAGCCCCUCCUCAGUGGAGUGGGAGUAGACUGGGACAGCCGCUGGAACGAGGGUUGGGAUGCCACCCACAGCUACUAUGAGAAGGAGGACACAGAGGAGUGGAGUGCCUGGUCUCCUUGUUCAGUGACCUGUGGUCAAGGAGAGAGGAAGAGGACACAACCUUGUGGUUACAGCUGCACCCUAACAGAGGCCUCCAAAUGUGACAUGGAGCCUUGUCCAGACGAUUUCAACACUGUUGCUGAGACUUUCCCCUUUGAAAUGGAGAACGGCACUGAACCUUUCGGCACAGAUGUGGACACCUGUGACAAGUGGCUGAACUGUAAGAGUACCUUCCUGCAGAGGUACCUCAGCCAGGUCCUUUCGGAACUACCCAGCUGCCCCUGCGCCUACCCCUCAGCUGUCGCGAACACGGUAGUCAGCGUCUUUGACGAGGGACACGGACGGUCCUACCGUUGGCGCGACGCCAGCGGCCCCAAGGAACGCCUGGACAUCUACAAACCCUCCGCGAGGACUUGCGUCCGCUCGGCCCUCUCCGGCAACGUCGCCACCCUCGCCGCCCAGCACUGUUGCUACGACGACCGCGGCCGUCUGAUCACUAGGGGGAAGGGUGCGGGGACGCCCAACCUGAUCAGUACCGAGUUCUCCCCGGAGCUCCACUUCAAGGUGGACGUGCUACCCUGGAUCCUGUGUAAAGGGGACUGGAGUCGUUUUCAUGGGGUGCGGCCACCCAACAACGGACUGGUCUGCCCUGAGAACCCCCACCAGGAUGUGUUCAUGAACGAGCUGGAGGAGGCCCGGGAGUACUGAGGACGCACGCAGAAGCCAAAACUACACUACCCAGAAUGAAACAGCACACCGGGUCUAAUCCUAACUUGAGAAGGCGAUGAGUGUAGGACUGUGUUGCAUUGCAUUAUGCAUGUUAGGAGAAGGUUCAGGUUGAUUUCAAGUUAGGAUUCGGCACAUUAAACAUCCUGGGACCAGACCCAACAGAUCAGAACCGAACUUCUUUGAACUUAACUGAAAAAAAAAAAGAAUAUGCACUCCUGUCACAAUGCUUGCCGACGUGUUUUCCUUCCAGCAUGGUACCAAGCUCAUUGUCUCUCUCUCGUUGUCUGUCCAUUAGUCUGGUAUGCACUUCUGUGUGCAUGUAAGCGUGACGUUGCCUGUUGGUGGCCUUUUGGUGUUGUAGCUCUGUGGGACUGACGAUUGCAACAUAAACACCCUAAACGAACUUCCUAAUCUGUUCUCACUGUUUGAUACUGUGCUAAGUCUUAUUCUGUAGAGGGCAGUGGGUGAGACUGAAAGUGCGGGAUUGGGGAACGUGUCGUGUCCAAACUAUAGAUAUAGUCUAAACAUUUUAUGCUGCUAUGAAAACAUUAGGUUUGAUAGGUACUUUUUGGUGAUCUAUAAUUAAACCAACAUGCUGAAUUUGCCGAAAGGUUGUUAUUCUAAAAUGUUUAAGCUGUGGCAAGAAUUUGGUCUAGAGGAAUAUGUUUACAAGCACAGGCAACCACACCUAGCACCUCACGCUCAUUCAUGAUAACAUGCCAACAGAACAUCUUAGAAGCUUGGAGGUGGAGAUAGUCUUCUGGUCUGGACUGAACUUAUCAUCCUCUGUUUCAUCAAUGACAGUGUUGAGAAUUUUCAAUCAUGGAUGUUUUUACAGUUUUCUCAGGGGGACUCAUGUUGUUAGAGAUUAUAGCCCAUAUAUACCUCAACAGUGGAGCAGCAUUCGGAGCCAAUAGUUCAGACUGCACAUUCAAUCUGACAUCGGUACCUAUUGGGGAAACGGAAAUGUUGGAUCUGCAGUGUAAAUGGAGGAAGAGUGGAUGAAGACCGUAUUCAUUAGGAAACAUGAAAUUGUGCUUUUUGUGCGUUUUUCGGCAAGACAGUUUUUAUGUCAAUAGUAAUUCAAGUUCAGUGGCUGUUCUAUUCCGUUACGAUAAGUUGCAUUGUUCUGCGUAGACAAUUGUUGGACUGGGAUCUGUUGGCUUGAAGUCUUAACAUUAUGCUCAAAGCCUCUUUCAGGAAUAUUUUUUUUGUGUGCUUGUGUGUGCAAACAUGCAUUACAUUUUGGAUCACGCUGUUGUUUUAAAAGAAGGCACUUUAUUUACAGUAUAUAUACAAAUGAUGGCAUUUAUGAAAUGUACCCAUGUUUUUCUCAUUUUUUAUAUGUUGUAAUGUUAUAAUUGUGAAGGGAUAACUUGCUGCAUUGUUCAUUUGUAAAGUAUGUUAUCAUUUGAGUUUGUUUAAUUGCAUGGUUGAUCUUUUGUGAUAUCUUAAACUAGUAUUACACUACCAUAUGUUCUUGUACAGUAUUUAUUGUCUGUUUUUUAAGUCUGCUAAAGCUUUGAAAUGACUCUGCUAAAACCCACAUGGUGCACUAUUACAGACUAGGGUUGCAGAAUUCACAGAAUUCCCUUUCCCACAUUUCUGAAAUCAGCAUUGCAAAAGCUGCAAGGGAAUCAUCCAAUUGGGAAUUCUUCAAUGGUGAUCUCGGCCUUGAGAAACAUUAGGAAAGGUUCUGGAAUUUUGAAACCCUACAACAGACAGAGACACUGUGACGCCACUGUGACAUCACUGUGACGUCAAAAGGGAAAUUACCUGCCUCACAUGACAUGACCACCCAACAGCAACUCUAUAAAGUGUCUGUAUAUAAUUUUAUCUUUUUAUUGUUCUACAGUGCUAUGAAAAUAUGUUGUGACAAAGACA